Lotus japonicus is the source of this 1586-nucleotide messenger RNA. Its product is annotated as IAA-amino acid hydrolase ILR1-like 4. NCBI's taxonomy places the organism in Eukaryota, Viridiplantae, Streptophyta, Magnoliopsida, Fabales, Fabaceae. The transcript is spliced from 5 exons. The coding region runs from base 75 to 1418 and encodes 447 amino acids. Gene Ontology annotation, biological process: auxin metabolic process. Gene Ontology annotation, molecular function: IAA-Ala conjugate hydrolase activity. Gene Ontology annotation, cellular component: endoplasmic reticulum. The record is from RefSeq and is a predicted model, not a curated record.
AACACAUUAUAUUUAAUAUCUAACCAGUCAUCACUCUUCUCUUCAUUUCAUUCUCUCUCAAACCAAAAGAAACCAUGUCUUUCUGCAAAUGCUUCCAUUUUUUCAUCAUCAUUUUGCAAGUCUUUGCUGCAAUAGCCAUUUUCUCAUUAGCAGAUUCCUCCCUCACCCAAAACCAGCUCUUCACCAACUUCCUAGACACUGCCAAGAAGCCUGAGUUUUUUGAUUGGAUGGUCAAAAUCAGAAGGAAGAUACAUCAGUUUCCGGAAUUGCGGUACGAAGAAUUUGAGACCAGUAAAGUUAUAAGAACAGAAUUGGAUAAGUUGGGGAUCCCCUAUAAACACCCAGUUGCAGUCACUGGUGUUAUUGGCUUCAUAGGGACUGGAAAGUCACCUUUUGUUGCUAUAAGAGCUGAUAUGGAUGCUCUUCCCAUACAGGAAUUGGUGGAGUGGGAGCACAUGAGUCAAGUACCUGGAAAGAUGCAUGCAUGUGGUCAUGAUGCUCAUACUACCAUGCUUCUUGGUGCUGCAAAGAUUCUCAAACAGCAUGAACAAGAGAUAAAUGGAACUGUUGUUCUUGUUUUCCAACCAGGAGAGGAAGGAGGUGCAGGGGCUAAGAAAAUUUUAGAAUCUGGAGCCUUGAAAAAUGUUUCUGCUAUCUUUGGAUUGCAUGUGUUACCUACUCUUCCAGUAGGUGAAGUGGCCUCUAGGUCUGGUCCUAUGAUGGCAGGAAAUGGUCGCUUUGAAGCAAUAAUAAAUGGAAAGGGAGGUCAUGCAGCUAUUCCUCAUACUUCUAUUGACCCGGUUUUGGCAGCUUCCAAUGUAGUUAUUAGCUUACAAUACCUUGUUUCUCGGGAGGCUGAUCCUUUGGACUCCCAGGUUGUGACGGUUGCAAAGUUUCAAGGAGGUGGUGCACUCAAUGUUAUUCCAGAUUAUGUCAUAAUUGGUGGAACCUUCAGAUCUUUUUCCACAGAAAGCUUGGAGUACCUGAGACAGCGCGUUGAGCAGGUUAUCGUUGGACAAGCUGCUGUGCAGAGGUGCAAUGCAACUGUCAACUUCCUUGAUGAAGCGAGUCCUUCCUAUCCUCCAACUAUAAAUGAUGGUGGUUUGCACGAGCAGUUUCGUGAUGUUGCAGAGAAUUUGCUUGGCGCCAAUAAAGUCCACUUUGACAAGCCACCGGUCACGGCUUCUGAAGACUUUUCAUUCUAUCAAAAGGUGAUACCUGGCUACUUCUUUUUUCUUGGAAUGCAGAAGGCCUCAAAUGAUCACCGGGCUCACUUUGUGCACUCACCCUAUCUCGUGAUCAAUGAAGAAGGACUUCCUUAUGGGGCCGCACUUCACGCAUCACUAGCUGUUAAUUAUCUUGAAAAAUAUCUGCAAGAUGGACCCAUGGCGGAAGGGAAAUAUCGCGAUGAAUUAUAGAUGUUAUUAAUCAUUACAAACUUCCAGCCUAAGUUAGAAUUUCCACUUGUAUGAGUAUGAUAAUCUCUUGCUGUAAUCUUUCUUUUAUAAAAUAUUUUGAUAAUGUGAAUCACUUACUUAACUGGUUACUUCUCACUAACUAUAAUCUAUUUGUGCUGUUUAAUUUUC